Molecule: messenger RNA, 1600 nt
Organism: Impatiens glandulifera
Lineage: Eukaryota; Viridiplantae; Streptophyta; Magnoliopsida; Ericales; Balsaminaceae
Exons: 3
Coding region: 248-1450 (400 amino acids)
Source: RefSeq, a predicted model, not a curated record
AUUCAUCUCUCUCUAUCUCUCUCCUCUAUAUAUAGUUUGCAUGCAAAAGGCAGAGAUUGAGAGAGAGAGAGAGAAAUAAGAAUUAUCAACCACCACCUGAAUCGGAACCAACUCUGGAUCAUCGAUACUUUCUUUCUUUCUUCUUCUUCCAAAAGAAAGAAAGAAAGAAAUCAAGAAAGAAAGAGAAGAGAAGUGAGUUGACUCGGCAAAAGUCGUUUCAAUUUCAUCGAGGAUUCUUCUUUGGCCAAUGAAAUUGAAUAGAGAUAGACCUACUAAUAAUAAUAACAUCUUUAACCAUGGAGAUUUCUACGAUUGCAAUCUUCACGAUGAUGUAGCCACGACCAAUCGGGACAAAAAGGAAUUCAAGUUUUUCUUAUCAUCGCCACCGCCGCCGCCGUCCUCGUCUUCCCCCACUCUCUCGUCGCCCACCUCAUGUUCCCCCAACGGAAGCAUUACUGGAUGUAAUCAGCAGAUACAACAUCGCGUCUCCAAGAUGGAUACACUUGCCGGCAUUGCAAUUAUGUACGGUGUUGAGGUGACAGAUAUUAAAAGAAUAAAUGGAUUGAUGACAGAUAGACAAAUGUUUGCUCUCAAGUCAAUCCUUAUACCAUUGCCAGGAAAACACUCUCCAUCUCCAUCAUUGUCAAAAUGUCUUGAUGAUCAAUGUGUGGAUAGAUCAUCAGAAGAGGCGGCAGCCCCAGCAGCUAGCAAUAGGUACUCAGAUUUGUUAAGAUCAUCAUUCCAAUCGUCAAAACUAAACUCAAUAUCUCCUGAACGAGAGGUUUCUCCAGCUAUGACUAUCCUACAAAACUUUUACGCCAUUAACUCAACACAAGAGAAAUCUGUAACACACAACAACAACAACAACAACAAGAAGGAAUGUUCUGAUCAGUAUGACACUGAUCAAUCUCGUUGUUCCAAUCAAUACUCGAUGACCCAUCAACGAAGAUCCAAAAGCAUAGGUUACAAUCUGUCUGAAAAUGGAAAACUGAGUGAUGAUGAUAUGGCAGUUACUUCCGACUCCAAUACCAAAAUCCUGUCAGACAAGUUAUUAAGAAGGCGUCAAUCAUCCGUUGCAGAUUUUGGACCGUUGAAAGAAGACUGCAGAAACACUGGUCUGGCUCUUAGAUCGAAAGCAGCAGCUGCCAGUCGAAUCAUGGAACCAUCUGAUGUGGGUCGGAGUCCUAUUAUAAGCUUGGGAAACUGUACUUCUAGUGCAGCAGAUUUGUAUAAUACUAAUAAUGAGGUAAGGAAGUCUUGUAGUUUGUCAAGUUUUCAGGAACAAGAUAACAACAACAGUUCAUCUUCUUCAUCAUCAAUGUGGUCGACAUCAAAAUGGAGAUUAAAAUCAGACUUACAAGCAUUUUCUACUGCUGCUAUUUCAAGACCUAUCUUUGAUGGCUUGCCAAAGCCAAUAGUUGGAAGAAGAAAUAAAGCAGCAAUUGAUUAAGUACUCUGUAUGUUGCCUCUAUCACAACCCUUUAUUUAUUUAUAUUUCAUCUUUCUGCAUAUACAAAGUUUGAUUAGUCUCUUAUUUCUUAUAUUGUAUAUAGUCAGAUUUUUAAAAUUCUAAUUUUUAUUUAUUAUCAUUAAAUUUCUA